Messenger RNA from Rhagoletis pomonella (apple maggot), 399 nucleotides. RefSeq lists its product as uncharacterized. Lineage: Eukaryota; Metazoa; Arthropoda; Insecta; Diptera; Tephritidae. The coding region runs from base 1 to 399 and encodes 132 amino acids. The record is from RefSeq and is a predicted model, not a curated record. The transcript has a single exon.
AUGUUAGCACACGGUGAUGAAUAUGAGAUAUUACGAAGAUUAGAGUCGCUAGAUGAAAAUAUCACUGACCGGACAGACAGCCUUAAGCUCAUACGAAAAUCACUCCAAGAAAACAUCAAGAAAGCAUUCGAAAACUCGUCAAAACGUUACAAUUUGCGCAGUACCGUAAAGACCUUUAAUGUAGGAGACACCGUUUACCGCCGAAAUUUUGUAUUAAGCGACGCGACUAAAAGGUUUUGCGCCAAACUAGCACCCAAAUUUCUAAAGGCCAAGGUGAUCGCAGUAAAAGGCAACUGCAUGUACGAGCUAGAAGAUGAUGUCAAUAAAAAGCGAGCGGUUUACCAUGGGAAAGAUAUUAUAGAAGGCAAAGGUGGACACAACACCGCACCAAUACUCUAG